AUGCUGCUAUUUUGGUGCUUGAGCGUGCUUGGACUAUUCAUUGGGAGUGCUUUAUCGCAAUCCAGUGGUUCGUCGCUAGCACCUAUCACAAUAUCAGGAAACGCUUUCUUCAAUUCUGCCACCAAGGAAAGGUUCUACAUAAGGGGUGUUGAUUACCAACCGGGCGGGUCCUCCAAUUUGACUGAUCCGCUGGCAGAUGCUGACAUCUGUGGGAGAGACGUGCCCAUUUUCAAAGACCUUGGAAUCAACACCGUGAGGGUUUACACCGUUGAUAACUCGGUAGACCACUCCAAAUGCAUGAACUUGUUAGCCGAGAACGGUAUCUACUUGAUUCUGGAUGUGAAUACACCGAGCGCAGCAAUUUCGAGGCACAAUAGUGCGUGUUCGUACAACGCCGACUACCUGCAAAAUGUUUUUGCAACCGUAGACGCAUUUGCCCAAUACGAUAACGUAUUGGGAUUCUUUGCUGCUAACGAGGUCAUCAACAGUGAUAACACAACCGGUACUGCCACCUACGUGAAGGCUGUUGUCAGAGACAUGAAGAAGUAUAUUCGUGCAAGGAAGUAUAGGGAAAUCCCUGUUGGGUACAGUGCGGCGGAUAUAGAAGCGAACAGACAGCUUUCUGCUGAAUACUUUAAUUGUGGUGAUGACGCUGACUCCAGAAUUGAUAUGUUUGGUGUAAAUGAUUACUCAUGGUGUGGACACUCCUCAUUCCAAGUUUCAGGGUACCAAACUAAGAUGAACUUGUACAAAGGUUACUCGGUUCCCGUCUUUUUGAGCGAAUUCGGCUGCAAUAAGGUGGUAGGUUCAAGACCGUUCACUGAAAUCGAAUCGCUGUACUCUUCCCAAAUGAGCUCAGUGUUCAGCGGUGGGUUGGUGUACGAAUACUCCAACGAAACAAACAACUAUGGCCUCGUCCAAAUUAGCAAUGACGGGCAGCAGGUCACUAAGUUGCAAGAUUUUGACAACUUGAAGGAAGAAUACGCGAAAGUCUCCAAUCCUGAAGGUGAUGGUGGCUACAGCACUUCCAACGAACCUUCAGAAUGCCCGCCUUACCAAGCGGGUAUAUGGGAAGCCAACAACACGCUGCCUGCGUUACCAAGUGCGGCCUCUGCAUACUACACCGAAGGUGCUGGUGAACCUCUGGGGACCAUUGUUUCAACUCAAAACCUGUGUUACGAUGACACUGACGAUGAAGAUUCGAGCUCAAGUUCGAGUUCCAUGACGUCCUCGUCAACAGUUGCCUCCUCCUCCUCCUCCUCCUUCUCCUCCCUGACCUCUUCCUCUGAAAUUAGUUCUUCAUCUUCUGUUUCAUCCUCCUCCGCAUCAUCGGUAUCUACAACUUUCAGCGAUUCCUCAUCUGUAGCCUCGAUAAGAAAUGCCGCUGCCAGCGGUGCGUCAUCAUCAACGUUGUCGUCAUCAUCUUCUACCAAGAAAUCUAAAGGUGUUGGGAAUGUGCUGAAUGUACCAAUGUAUAUUCAGGAAAUUGCUCACAUUUGGGAGUAUAUAGUUUAG
This is a messenger RNA of Huiozyma naganishii CBS 8797, 1515 nucleotides long. It is a transcript of the gene GAS5, whose product is annotated as 1,3-beta-glucanosyltransferase. Gene Ontology annotation, cellular component: cytoplasm; fungal-type cell wall. The record is from RefSeq and is a predicted model, not a curated record. The coding region runs from base 1 to 1515 and encodes 504 amino acids. Lineage: Eukaryota; Fungi; Ascomycota; Saccharomycetes; Saccharomycetales; Saccharomycetaceae. Gene Ontology annotation, biological process: fungal-type cell wall (1->3)-beta-D-glucan biosynthetic process. The transcript has a single exon. Gene Ontology annotation, molecular function: 1,3-beta-glucanosyltransferase activity.